Molecule: messenger RNA, 2135 nt
Organism: Oncorhynchus keta (chum salmon)
Lineage: Eukaryota; Metazoa; Chordata; Actinopteri; Salmoniformes; Salmonidae
Product: growth arrest and DNA damage-inducible protein GADD45 gamma-like
Exons: 3
Coding region: 842-1306 (154 amino acids)
Biological process (GO): regulation of cell cycle
Cellular component (GO): cytoplasm; nucleus
Source: RefSeq, a predicted model, not a curated record
GACCGCUGAUGUCGAUCACGUGGUCAGUAUAGGCCAGCAGUGCAUAUUGUGAGGCACACACGGUGUCCUGGCACGCGCGGUUAAUUUGCAUUUGUAUGGAGAGCGUGAUAAUAUGAGUUGCUGCAGACACAAUAGGGGCCGUUUUUGAUCAGGUUCUACGGAUUGCCACCUGCCUUCUCCAAAGGGGGGAUGGUGCGUCUUAUGCACACUUUAUUUUCACCAUGCUAUGCUAUUGUUGGUGUUCGGACACCUUCACCUAAAACUGAAAUCAGCCUACAUAAUCUUAAUCAGAGACAAUUCGGGCACUUUUAUGCACUUUACGCAGUUGUAUUAUUCAAUUGCCAAUCUUUGGAUGUUUAGUUUCAGUAGUAGUCUGUAGUCUGAUUUGAUAAAUGAUCAAUUGCAUACCCCUAAAGCAUCUUUCGAUGCCAUUGGCAUCAGUGCGGCAUUUGAAACUAUAAAAACUCAAGUAAACUUGCAAUGCAAAAUAUGACAGCCCAAAUCUCUAUUUUUAACAUGUAUAACAUUAGAAAUAUUAUAAAUGCAUAUGAACGUAAUGCAACAUAGUUUAUUUUCGGUUGGAGAGCAUGCCUUGCACAGAAAAAGACGAGCCGUAAUGACCCCUAUCAAUCUGCCAUGAGCUAGAGUGGGACAAUGACAUUAGCAUACCAAUGCACCAUUCGGGUCAACCAAUCAGAGCGCUGUGUAUUUACAGGGGCCACGAGCCCAAGGGUAUUAAAACGCAGCACAAUCUCUUCAGACUCACCAAUCUUUUCGGAUUUAUCCUCCGACUACACUACCUCUCACUUACGAAGUUCCUUUUGAAAUAUUCUGCAUCAUCAUGACUCUUGAGGAAGUUCUGAUCCAGAAGUUCGCUGAGCGUGCCCAGUGCACCGGCAAUGCACUAGAGGAAGUUUUGCUCUCUGCUAAAGAAAAUGACUGCCUGACGGUUGGUGUCUACGAGUCUGCUAAAGUUAUGAAUGUUGACCCAGACAGCGUGUCUUUCUGCGUUCUGGCCACCGAUGAGGAGUGGGAGUGUGACAUUGCUCUCCAGAUCCACUUCACCCUCAUUCAGUCUUUCUGUUUUGACAACGACAUCAGCAUUGUCAGAGUGAACGACAUGCAGCGCCUGGCCGAGAUUGUUGGGGACAAGACUGGCCAGCUUGAAGAUGCCCACUGCUGUCUUAUCACUAACCCAGCUGAUGGUUCUUGGGAGGACGCUGCUCUGGGGAAGCUGCACCUGUUCUGUGAGGAGAGCCACAGUCUGAACGACUGGGUUCCAGAGAUCACCCUUCUUGAGCGCUGAUCUGGGACUUGACUCUUCUCUCUUGAGAUGCUGUAAACCUUCAACCUAUAAGGAAAUACUCAUCCGUUUACAGGAUGACACUGUUUCUCAUCCCUGGAUACUCCUGAGGAGGAUUCCGAUCCAGGCAGCGCGAGGCCGGCCCGAGUGCCCCCCGCGAUUCGUUGUCUCUUGUCGGGUCCAUACCAAGAUGACUUCCAUUCUUUAUGUGAAUGAGGUCAGGUAUGCCACGAGAGCGACAAAGAUGGCCCUCAUUCAUUGUGCGGAUGAGGUUUGGAGAGAAAGGAGAAGCGAGUUCUGCAUUUUGUGGUCCAAAGAGCAAACGUCUCAAGUUGAAGCACGCGCAGUAGGAGAAGAAGCGGUGCCAAGAAGAAGCGUUCUUAAAGGGACUUUUUAAAAUGUCUUCUUGCUGAGCAGCAAUAACAACCGUUGCAUUCAGCGAAAUGUUUCCCACUUUCCAGAAUAGUCUUAAUUCUCUAAAGGUUUCACUUUAGAAAUGUAAUCAUGGCAAAAAAAGAAUAGCCCUUUAAAAAUAUAAGAAAAGGUAUUAGCUCCUAGGCCUAAUGCUCUGACGUUUUGACUUUAGAACGUUUAACGCUGUCAAAACCAAUACACAUUUAAUAAAUUGGGCAACUUAUAAUGCUCUAAGAGUUUCACUUUAGAAUGUGUUUAUUAACUUUGUAAAAAAAAAUAUAUAUAUUAACUUAUAAUGUUCUCACUGUUUAUACUUAAGAACAUUUCAUUAUGUUUCAAAUAAAAAAACAAGACAUUGAUUUAUAAUGCUUUCAAUGUUUAACUUAAGAAAUGUUUAUGAAAAAAAACAAUAACCUAA